Molecule: messenger RNA, 596 nt
Organism: Cylicocyclus nassatus
Lineage: Eukaryota; Metazoa; Nematoda; Chromadorea; Rhabditida; Strongylidae
Source: the annotation of a GenBank genome assembly
GAGCAGUCAAUAAAUCCGAAAAGAUGCGUUAUUUCUUGUGCAUGCUGCUGCUGUUAGUGGUUUUGGAGGUGGUUGUGGAGGCAAGAAGAUGGAAAGGAAAGCCGGAUGUGUGCAGAUACAUGUUUGUGAACCCCAGAAUUGCGUUCAAGCAAUGCAGUGCAGCAUGCUGGAGGCAUAAGAAUUGCUGGGGAUACUGCGACCUAAAACACGGGCGCAAGCAAUGCAUAUGUGGGGAUUGUGAACGGGCAUGCUCUCCGCCACCAACCAGACAACCGGCAACUAGCCCAACGGCACCGACUGAACAGCCGGCAACUAGCCCUUCGGCACCAACACAGCCGAAAACUAUAUAUGUUGAAGCGGAUUUACCCCAUGAUCCGUCUCAAAUCACAGCAUACCUCGACCAUCUUCAGCAAAUGAUGAAGAAACUGGAGAUUGCUUACGAAGCAACCGAUGUCUUCCUUGACAUUUUAGAUGGUAGACCAACAAUUGUUGCGAUGAUGCCAGAAGUCGAAUGCAAAAAGGUCCCAGCAAUGAUAGAGGAAUUGAAAAAAAAUUUUCACAAGACAUCAUACUUGACUAUGCCGUGUCGAUCAUGA